Messenger RNA from Lemur catta (Ring-tailed lemur), 1959 nucleotides. RefSeq names its product target of EGR1, exonuclease (gene TOE1). The transcript is spliced from 8 exons. The coding region runs from base 121 to 1665 and encodes 514 amino acids. Gene Ontology annotation, biological process: snRNA 3'-end processing. Lineage: Eukaryota; Metazoa; Chordata; Mammalia; Primates; Lemuridae. Gene Ontology annotation, molecular function: snRNA binding; 3'-5'-RNA exonuclease activity; metal ion binding. The record is from RefSeq and is a predicted model, not a curated record. Gene Ontology annotation, cellular component: Cajal body; cytoplasm.
CCCGCGCCCCCCCACGGAGGGCGAGACCCCGCCCCAUCCCCUACGGCCGGAGCCGCGCCAGGAGACGAAGCGGAAGUCCCGCGUGCCCACAGGCGACUCAAGCUGGAGACGCGCAGCGUCAUGGCCGCCGACAGUGACGAUGGCGCAGCUUCAGCUCCAGCAGCUUCCGACGGUGGUGUCAGCAAAAGCACAAAAUCUGGGGAAGAGCUAGUCCAGGUUCCUGUGGUGGAUGUGCAAAGCAACAACUUCAAGGAGAUGUGGCCAUCCCUCCUGCUGGCCAUAAAGACAGCUAACUUCGUGGCUGUGGACACGGAGCUGAGUGGGCUUGGGGACAGGAAGAGUUUGCUGAACCAGUGCAUCGAGGAGCGUUACAAGGCUGUGUGUCAUGCUGCCAGGACCCGUUCUGUCCUCUCCCUGGGCCUUGCUUGCUUCAAGCAGCAGCUUGACAAGGGCAAACAUUCCUACCUGGCUCAAGUGUUUAAUCUCACCCUGCUUUGCAUGGAGGAAUAUGUCAUAGAACCAAAGUCUGUGCAGUUCCUGGUACAGCAUGGCUUCAACUUCAACCAGCAGUAUGCCCAGGGCAUCCCCUACCAUAAGGGCAACGACAAGGGUGAUGAGAGCCAGAGCCUGUCAGUACGGACACUGUUCCUGGAGCUGAUCCGGGCCCGCCGGCCCCUAGUGCUACACAAUGGCCUUAUAGACUUGGUGUUCCUGUACCAGAACUUCUAUGCACACCUCCCAGAUAAUCUGGGAACCUUCACCGCUGACCUGUGUGAGAUGUUUCCAGCAGGCAUUUAUGACACCAAAUAUGCUGCUGAGUUUCAUGCUCGCUUCGUAGCCUCCUACUUAGAAUAUGCCUUCCGGAAAUGUGAACGGGAAAAUGGAAAGCAGCGGGCAGCUGGCAGCCCACACCUUACCCUGGAGUUCUGCAGCUAUCCUUCUAGCAUGAGGGCUCAUAUUGACUACCGCUGCUGUAUGCCCCCUGCAACCCACCGCCCUCAUUCCACCAGUGUCUGUGACAAUUUCUCGGCCUAUGGCUGGUGUCCCCUGGGACCACAGUGUCCACAGUCCCAUGAUAUUGACCUUAUCAUUGACACUGAUGAGGCUGUGCUGGAGGACAAGCGGCGACGGCGACGGCGUAGGGAAAAACGGAGGAGGGCUUUGUUGAACCUGCCUGGGACACAGACCUCUGGGGAAGCUAAGGAUGGUCCUCCCAAGAAGCAGGUCUGUGGGGAUAGCCUCAAGGUUGAGGAAAAAGAGCAAAGGGUGGCUGAUGAUGAAACUAAGAACCUGUCUUGCUCUGAGCAAGGUCACAAAAAUGAUACGGAGCUGGGGCUUAAGGCAGCAAGGCCUGAAAAAGCUGACAUGGCUACCUCAGAAGUGCCAGGGAGUCAAGCCAGUCCUAACCCAGCACCAGGGGAUGGAUUGCAUCGGGCUGGUUUUGAUGCCUUUAUGACAGGUUAUGUGAUGGCCUUUGUGGGAGUGAACCAGGAACCUCAGCCCUACAGCUCUGGACCCUGGCUCCCUGAAUGCCACAACAAGGUGUAUCUGAGUGGCAAAGCUGUACCCCUCACAGUGGCCAAGAGCCAGUUCUCCCGUUCCUCCAAAGCCCACAACCAGAAGAUGAAGCUGGCUUGGGGAGAAGCUGACCCAACUUCUACCUAGCACUUGGGGCCCAGGAAGAGCAACUGAGGGUAGAACAGAGGUAUCUGGGUCCCUCUAGCCUGUAAAUGUCAUACUCAACUACUACUGAGUUUGGGGGAGGGGGAGUGGUCCUGGCAAAGAUACUGCUGCAUUGACCUGGACAUUCUCCUUCACUCCAGAGGCUGAGGUACAAGGGCACAAGAAAGUUGACCAGCACCUGUAAUACCAACUUUAUUUAUUUUUAAAUCUGAAAGUGUCUUGGGAAAGUUUUACAAAAAAAAAAAAAAAUCAACAGAAACAAGUUAUGAAAAUAUU